AAGUAGAUCUAGAAAUCUAGAUCUAGAUGCGUUUUUCCAUUACUGUGCUAAACGGGGCAGACAAAAUUAAAGUCGUUACUCCGGAUUCUUAUAUACACGUAUAGCGGUACAGUAUAGAUUCUAGUACAUCUAGAUCUAUACAUAUUGCAAGUAUGCCUCAAGACAGAGGUCAUCGACGUAAACAUAGCAGGUCUCAUUCACCAGUACCCACCAAGCACAAACGAAGCUGGCAGAAUGAUGUGCCUGGUGGUAGAGGCAGGGGAGGGAGACCCAUGAGGCACAGAUCUCCAUCACCUUUGAGAAGAGAGAAAAAGCAUUUUAAAGCUUCACCUAAAUUUAAUAGCCGUAAAGACUUCAGAGGGCCUUCUCCAAUUGGAAGGAAAAGUAGAUCUCCCCAUAAGAGACCUCGCCCUAGAUCACCUUAUGCUGGACGUCCUUUAAGUCCCCUCAUUCCUAGGCAUCCUCAACUCUCAAGUUCUAGAGAUCCAAAUAUGGGCUCAGGGACUAGAUUGAUGAAUGAGAGAGAAAAUUCAGUCCUCAGACCACAACAAAGACCUCAGCAAAGAUCUCUUUCUCCUAGACCACCACCAAAAGCUGGAACAGACAGGUUAAAAAAUGACCCUAAAUUUACCAAGAACUCUUCAGCUGCACAUUCUGAAAGUGCUUUGAAAAAGAAAAGCCACAGUUCAGUGAGCCCUCCACCGAAACGUCUGCGUAGUCAAACCCCACCAAACACAUCCAGUCUGAAAAGAUCAGAUCCCCAACCUCUCAACCAAAGAAGUGGCUCAAUUCCAGAGCGGAAAGUGAGUUCAUCUAGUAAGAAAAAGCCAGCGCGAAUGACAUUGCACAAGCGUUUUACUUUGAGUGACCAAGAGCCAUUUGAGUUGGAAGAGAAUGUAACUAUUGCAAUAUUACGUAAUCCAAAUGCUGAACCUUCAGAGGAUGUAACUGUUAAGAAAGUUUUUGACUCGACACUCUUCAAAAUGGUGCAUAAAAAGACUGAAGGUCGCAAACCAAUAUUUGACAGAGAAGAAAUCAAAAUAUGGCGUCAUGAUGAAAAUUUUGCUGAUGAUCCAGAUUUUGAACGUCGUCUGGUAAGAGUAAAGUCUACAUCAGCUGCACCAAAAGUUUCUUCGGACAGCCUCUCUAGAAUGUCUCCCGAUGUAAUACGGAAAGCUUUUGGGCGUCAAAUUGGUGUUAGAUCUAGGAGUAAAUCUCCCCACAGGGAUGCUCAUUUAUCUAGGAGUAGAGAACCUGAAAUAAGACUUGAUCCUAGACCAGACCCAAGGUAUGAAUCUAAAUUUAGGGAACAGCUUGAGAGAGAGGAGGGUAAAAAAAGGAGAGAUACAGAUCAAACUGGAACUACAGAGAAGAGGGUCAACAAAAGUGAGAACAGAGAAGCAAAGAGAACAGAAGAUAGAAGAGGAGAGAGAAAUGAAAGAGGCAAACCAGAACCUUAUGAUUUAAGACAAGCCCUUGAGAGGAGACGCAAUGAUAGAGUAGAUGUUGGAUUUAGAAUAGAGGUACAACGUGGAGAGCUAGACACAGGAACGGAACUUUUUUACAGAGGGUCCAGUGUUGAAAAUACCAGGAAUUUUGCUGAUUAUGGAGGAAGAAAUGUGGUGGUGGAUCAAGACCGAGAGCAAAGGAGAUUUGGUAGCCUAGAGAGAGGAGAUUCUAGAAGCAGCUGGGACAAUGACAGGCGAACUGUAAGGAGGAGAGGGAGGGGUGGUGUCCGAACAAGAGGAAAGUUUGGGAGGAGAGCUUGGAGCCCAGAAGCAGAUAAGACAGAACUAGACAUGAGGAGGGAUGACUUGAGAGAUGGGAGAAAUAGAGGCUUUGACCACAGGCCUAGAUACAGCACAAGCCCAACUAAUACAAGAGGCUGGAGAGGAGGAUAUCGAGGUCGUGGUAGAGGGCGUGGCAGGGACUUCCCCUUCUAUGAUCAGGAAAUCAGCUCGCCUACAGACAUAGAUGACUCCUUUAAAUACACACAGGUAAGGAGGAGAAAUGAACAUGAUGACAGGGACAUCUCACCCAGGACAUUCCACCCUCGUGGUCGCAGGUUUCCUUCCAGAGGCUUUGGCAGCAGUGGCUUCCGCAUGAAUGGCAGAAGUGGGUUUAGAGGUGGACCUGGAGGUGGCAGGGGCUACAGGGGUGGCUACAAGGGAGGCUUGGGUUCUGUGGAUGAUAGGAGAUCUCUAGAUAGAAGAAACACAAGCUUAGACAGAGAAUGGAAGCAUGACAUGUAUGACACACUGCAAGCAGAGGAGUCUCAGUCCCACACAGCCAAUGUUGGCUCUUAACUGGCUCUACCUGCUUGACUUAAAUCAUCUCUAGCACUUGAAGAAACCAACUGACCAUAUGGAGAUGAUUUUUUAAAAAUUUCAUCUUGAACUUAUAGAAAGUUCUAAAUCAUUUUAUUAUUGCAGAUUGCUUUUUAAAAUGUUACAUAUGUAUAUAUUAUUAUGGUACCAGGAUCUAAUCAUUGUUGUAUGGACUAAUGUGAUGUUUAAAAUUUUCAUUUAUUAAAUUCAUGUCAAAUUCAG
This is a messenger RNA of Physella acuta, 2549 nucleotides long. RefSeq names its product serine/arginine repetitive matrix protein 1. The record is from RefSeq and is a predicted model, not a curated record. Lineage: Eukaryota; Metazoa; Mollusca; Gastropoda; Physidae.